Messenger RNA from Cavia porcellus (domestic guinea pig), 1616 nucleotides. It is a transcript of the gene Knstrn, whose product is annotated as kinetochore localized astrin (SPAG5) binding protein. The record is from RefSeq and is a predicted model, not a curated record. Gene Ontology annotation, biological process: spindle organization; mitotic sister chromatid segregation; regulation of attachment of spindle microtubules to kinetochore. The coding region runs from base 67 to 981 and encodes 304 amino acids. Lineage: Eukaryota; Metazoa; Chordata; Mammalia; Rodentia; Caviidae. Gene Ontology annotation, cellular component: mitotic spindle; microtubule plus-end; kinetochore. The transcript has 9 exons.
CAGGCCGGCCAAGGGCACCAGUCCCCGCCCGGGGUUUGAGCCUGCCGCUGGAGCCUUCCGUACAGCAUGGCGGCUCCCGGGGCAACAGUGAGGGACAUAGUCUUCCGUACGGCAGGGCAGUCUGCGGAGCGGGAGCCACACCCCCUUCCGCCGGGCCACCGGAAGUUUCUUUUUAAAACGGAGGCGGCUGAGCCAACCUGCAGUUUGGCAGUUGUUGCCAAGCAUCCUUUGACCUCGAGCGACAAGGACUGCGCGCCGGAGCGGACCCAGCCGUGCCGCCUCGUUAAGAUGACCAGUGUAGGGAAGACCAUGGACAGCGUGCAGUCACCGGCUGUGCCCAGCGGCCCGCCCGCAGAUACAAAAACUCGAGCUACUGCCAAGAGCCUGUUACCUGUUAAGUGCAAAGAAGUUGAUGCUUCCAGAAAUCUUCAUUCAGAAAGUGAUACAAAAACCACCAAACCAAAACGAGAGAAUGGGCAGACAAAAAUUGCAGAGCCCUCCAAUAAGAGGAACAUCAGAAAGAGCAAGCCAUUGAGAGAGCAGAAAUCAGAGGAAGAGCUGAAAGACAAGAACCGGCUCCUGGAGACCGCCAACAAGCAGUUGCACCAGAAGUUGAUUAAAACUCAGGGAGAGCUGAAGGACCUGACCCAGAAGGUGGAGCUGCUGGAGAAGUUUCAGGACAACUGUUUAGCAAUUUUGGAAAGCAAAGGCCUCAACCCAGGCAGCACCCUGGCGUCACAGCAGGAAUCCACUGUGGAUCACAAGGACUCUGUGUUGCUAUUAGAAACUUUGCAAGACGAGCUGAAGCUAUUUAAUGAAACUGCCAAGAGACAAAUGGAGGAGCUUCAGACCUUAAAGAUAAAGUUGAAGAUGAAAGAAGAAGAAAGGAUCCAAUUCCUAGAACAGCGAACCUUAUGUAAACGUCAAGUUACUGAUUUUUCAAAAGCCCUGGAAGAAAUGGAACAGCUAUUAGAAAUGUAAUAAAAGAAAAGUGGCCAGAUGGCCCCUUCUCAAGGAUGAACUCAGAGGCCACUUAGGACAUCUGCUGAGCCGUGGUUUUCGUGGACUGUGAAUCCCCAGAGUGAAAACAGUUUGUGUGAUCCGAUUAGAGCAGUUUAUUGCUGGAAUAACAGUUCCUCCUUAAAGCAGGUUUCUUUGCCUUUAGAUCGGUCAGCUCUCCUGGGCCUCGCGGUUGGGUAAUGGAGGCUUCCAGAGGGGGAGCUGGGAGCUUGACUCUUUAGAUGAGACUAAAGCCAGGCAUAGUGGUGUACAUCUGUGAUCCCAGCACUGAGGAGGCUGAGGCAGGCAGAGGAUCACUUGAGCUAAGGAGUCAACCUUGCAACAUAGCAAGAUGCCAGCUGAACAAAACUAAACCAGCUACAUGGGAGGACUUGGGUGGUCACAUUCAGAUUUGUGGAAAGAAACCCUUGGUUAUAAAUGGAGCACCUUCAUCCCAGUGGGAGGUGACACUAAAAAGCCACGCAAUGCAUUGUGUCCCAAACUGCUUGGGCUCUAUUUCAUUGUUAAAUUAUGGACUUGAAGUUGCUUAAAGUUUUUUGGCUUACUAAAUGGGAUGAAGGUAUCAAUAAAUAUACAUCUGUAGCUUUUAAUCUAAA